AUGAUUGAGAGAGCCCCUAUUUUGUCCAAAGAGUAUUCGCACUUAACUCAUGUCACAGGGUCCCACUCAUCAAAUACUUUUAUGCGCCAAAUACAAUCAGAAAUAUCUAUGACUGGUUCUGACCUGGAAAUAAAGGAGAAUGAAUCGUGUGGCUUCGAAAUUCGUUUUGAUUCUGGGUCUACUGAUUCCGAAGGUGCCUCAAGAAUCCUUAUGGCUGUCUCGUGGUUCGGUAUAAUCAGCCUUGCUUUCCUUCCUGCUAUUGGCCACUUUGCUAAUGGUCGUAGUAGCGGUACACUCAGGUUUUAUACUCCCCUUCCACGUUCUCAGAGUGAUAUGUUCAUGACUCCGCAUAUUGGGCGCCGAUUGCUCCAGACCACUUCAAAUGUCCAGGCAGUUGGGGGGAUAACAAAAUGGGGAUCUGCUGGUCUACAAAUUCCUAUUUCAACCAGCAUUUCUUCGGACCUACUUUCGCGAUUAUCCUUCUUAGAAGUGAGUCCAUUUUUUGCUCGAAGGCUUUUUCUAAUCAGGCUUAAUUUCCGUUACAUGCAUUAUUUGCGAAUUAUUUUUCCCAUCGAUGAGGGACCUUGUAUUGCUAGUGUUGCACCAGAUACUCUGUCUCACAUUCUUCAUGGGUAG
Messenger RNA from Protopolystoma xenopodis, 636 nucleotides. The record is from the annotation of a GenBank genome assembly. NCBI's taxonomy places the organism in Eukaryota, Metazoa, Platyhelminthes, Monogenea, Polystomatidea, Polystomatidae.